Molecule: messenger RNA, 264 nt
Organism: Acanthocheilonema viteae
Lineage: Eukaryota; Metazoa; Nematoda; Chromadorea; Rhabditida; Onchocercidae
Source: the annotation of a GenBank genome assembly
AUGGAAGAAGUGGAAAAUGGAAGAAGAUGGUAUGAUGGUAUCAGUUGUGGUGUGCUAUCAUUAUCGGUAGCGGUAGCAGUAGCAGUAGCAGCAGUAGCAGUAUUAGCAGUAUCAGUGGCAGUUGGCAGCUGCAAUAGCAGCAGCAGUAGCAUGAGCAGUGCACGACUACUUACAGCCGGAGAUUGGUGCCAAGUGGAAGGCGGAAGCGGUCAUCUUCAGGUCGGUGUUGACACGUUAACAUUAACAAAGACGCUUGAGCUUUAG